GACUCCACACUGAUUCAUCCCCUAUACCCUGCAGGUGGACGUACGGCGCAUGCGCGCUCGCUCCCGCUGGCAAGAGGCGUCGUGAGCGAGCCCGUGAUUACGUCAGUGCGUCCGCUAGCAGCAGUGACGAAGAUACAGAGAUCCGGACAUGGCUUACGCUUACCUCUUUAAAUAUAUUAUCAUCGGUGACACCGGUGUCGGUAAAUCAUGCCUCCUUUUGCAGUUCACAGACAAAAGGUUCCAGCCGGUUCACGAUCUGACAAUUGGUGUAGAAUUUGGUGCACGGAUGAUAACCAUUGAUGGCAAGCAGAUUAAGCUUCAGAUAUGGGAUACUGCCGGUCAGGAAUCGUUUCGCUCCAUCACGCGAUCAUAUUACAGAGGUGCAGCCGGUGCUUUAUUAGUUUAUGAUAUUACAAGGAGAGACACAUUCAACCAUCUGACAACCUGGCUUGAAGACGCUCGCCAACACUCAAAUUCAAACAUGGUGAUUAUGCUAAUUGCCAAUAAAAGUGAUUUAGAAUCAAGAAGAGAAGUAAAAAAAGAAGAAGGGGAAGCCUUUGCCCGGGAACAUGGCCUAAUUUUCAUGGAGACCUCUGCAAAGACCGCUUCAAAUGUGGAAGAGGCAUUUAUAAACACAGCAAAAGAAAUUUACGAAAAAAUUCAGGAAGGAGUCUUCGACAUUAAUAAUGAGGCAAAUGGAAUUAAAAUUGGACCACAGCACUCAACCCCUGGAUCACCUGGAUCGCAUCUUGGAGGGCAGCAAGCUGGCAGCGGAUGUUGUUGAACCUGUUUUUUUCCAUCCGAAAAGCCUGCUUUGGCUAUUUACUUAUUCAUUGGUUAAAUACAUGUACUUUUACCUACUCACCCGCCCUGCCCCCUCCUCCUCCAGUGUUUCAAUGUUCACUUUAAAAAGGAAAGAUUUUGGAAAUUGUAUACAUACCGUAUCUAUUUGCUUUUUGAUUUCUAGGUUUAUUGAUUGUGGUUAUUUGUUUAAAUGUUGUCGUCUUGUUCCCUUAACUAAAGACUGACUUAUCAACACUAAAAAUUUUCAGAGUAUUUUAAAUGGUUUAUGUGGGCACUGUGUUGACAUGUUAAAGGGGCAUGAAAGUAAACAAUAAAAACAUUUGAUAAUACCAUUUUUCCUGUCUACCAACAAAUAAAUAUUUUUUAAAUGAAGGAAAUAAACCCAAUAAAUAAAAUGACAUUAAAAUGUAAAAGGCAUCUGAUCUUUAAUUUUGCUGGCUGAUUGCUGCCUUGUGUAAUAUCUGAAAUGUUCACCUUGUAUGCAUUGCUGCUAACAUUCAUUGACCAAUGAUUGGAACAGUCUGUCACAGAAAUAUGGCAACAUGUAGUGAAAAACUUAAUUGAGGCAUGAAGGUCACAUGUACUUCAUAGUUGCCCCUCAAGAGGAAGAUUUCAUUUGGCAAGGUUUUAUGCUAUAUGAAGAAAGCUGCAAAAUUAAUCAUUUUAAUUAAAAUCCAAAACCAUUUUUAAAAUUGGUAGAUAGGAAGAAUUGGGUAUAAUCAAAAUGUAUUUGUUUCAUAUUUACUCAUGUAUAGUGUGCAUAUUUCCUAAUGUAAUGCUACAAUAUACAUACAAGCAAGAUGUGGGCCAGUCGGUGAGCUGGUAAAUUAUUGGCAAGAAUACACUUAAUUUGCUAUAGUCCUUUUUAUCCUCAAGUAAAACAGCUGUAUUGUCAUUAUCUAACCUAGUGAAAGAAUUCUUUCUUUUUUUUUAAUGCAAAACUGUUUGAGUUAUUCUCCUAUUUGCACAUCAUAUUGUGACUAUGAAGUGAUUAUUGUUCUCUGUGUAAUAUUUUGGGGAUCAUGCUGAUGUAAUGUGUGUAUUAUGCUUGAUAUAUGUAUACUAGCUCUGAGCUUGAAAAGGAUUCAUUGGCAAUGCAGCUGGACAAAACUGAAUUGCAUUCAUCUGUUGAUCUUUUGGGAUAGCGCUUGGUAGUCGGUUACCACCCACCACUGAACUAGAACAUCCUUUCCGGCCAGGACACCUAUGUGGCUUCCUCCUGCUGCAGAAAUCCUCUGGAUGUGUAUGUAAUCUGCACCUCAACGGAAUAAUAAAUAAAAAUAAAAGAGAGAAAAAUGACGUAUACAUGUAUGGAAAUCUUUAUCCAGAGUGCUAGGAAAGUUUAGAAGGAUUAUGUGGCUUUCUAGGGAAUUGAUAGGCUACAUUCUCAUGAAUGUUGGUUCGCUGCCUCAAAUGUGUUGGUCACAGGUGCACUUUAAAUGUCUGAUGCAUUCGGGAUACGACCUAAACGUACAACUUUUGAGGGAGGCUUUGGCACAAAGAAGAUAUGGAGAUGUAAAUAUCACUUGGAUUAUAAAACCCAUGGCUUAUUUUUUGAGUCUGUAACAAAAGAUUUAGGAAAUCGUAUCUUGUAGAAAUCUGGUUAGAUUUUAUUGUGCUAUUUAUUGAGCAUGCUGCAUUGAGGUACUCAGAAGUACCGGAAACGAUAUGUUCAAUAUUUUAUUCUUUCCAUUCUCUGCGGACAGAAAGAUACCCAGAAUUUACUCCCCCCCCCCCCCCCCUCCCCCUAAAAUCACUUAGUUAGUAUGCAGUCAUGAAUUUGUUGACUUAAGUCAUGUCUGUAAAUACAUUUGCUAUUUUUAUAAUACUAAAUGUGUUCCCUCUCAGUACUUUCCCUUUUAGAUCUGAUUCCCGGUAUAAAUCAUGGUUUUCUGAUGCUGAAAAUCCUUUCCUUUGCCUUAUUAUUGUGGUCUGUGUUCACAAUAAAGAUUUUUUUUUCCUGUAGUCUGCUGAAUAUUUAUGAUCAAAGUUUGUUUUUACUAUUUGUGAUACAUUUGUCCCAUCAGUUUAUAUCAUGUGUGUCGGUCCCCACAUACGAGGGAGGAAGCCAUUUUGUAUGCGGAGCUCAUUACAAGAGAGUCCAGUGAUGUCACUGAGGCCUUUAUCAUGGCUCAGUGCUGUCACUAUUUCUUUUAGACUCUUCUCUUAAACAUUGGUUCAGUACACAAUAUGGCUGUCUCUCCACUACAGACGCUGUCAGUACCACAAACUUACUUGCUAGCAUUACAUGCGCAAUGAGUAAAUGUGUCCAUUUUAAUAAAACGAUUUAGAAGCUAUUCUCUUUUACACAAAAAAUUUUUUAAUUCUGUACUUAACAUUGACAUUUUGUAUAUACAGUAUAACAUAACGUGCCUUGGUAUAUAUGCCAAGCUAAGGUUGGUAGAUUUGACCUUUUUACACUAGCUACAGCUAAUAGAAAGUUGCUUCAGGAUUUGCUUCAGUACUGCAUUUUAAAGUUUACGUUUUUGGCAUGUUCAUCCCAGUCCAGUGACUGCUUUAAUGUACAGUAUGUUGUUUGACUUCAAACACGUGUAAAACUAUAAUACCCUUCGCCGUGCCAAUGGUUUGGGAAACCUGUGCCAGUUGGAGGACAGGCUGACAAACAUAAUCAUCUGUUAAGGCAUGAUUGCUUACAAGCUUUUACAUAUGGAAACUAUAUAUUUUUGUUUGUGUUAAACAAUUUUAGUUUUUCAUCUAGAUCUUUGUUCAGGUGGACAUUGCAUUGUGUCAGAAUAUGAUGUCAUAAAUGUAAAACAAAAACUAAAUAAAUUACUUUUUCUUAAUAUUGUAAA
This is a messenger RNA of Pseudophryne corroboree (corroboree frog), 3617 nucleotides long. It is a transcript of the gene RAB2A, whose product is annotated as RAB2A, member RAS oncogene family. The record is from RefSeq and is a predicted model, not a curated record. NCBI's taxonomy places the organism in Eukaryota, Metazoa, Chordata, Amphibia, Anura, Myobatrachidae. Gene Ontology annotation, biological process: vesicle-mediated transport. Gene Ontology annotation, molecular function: GTPase activity; GTP binding. The coding region runs from base 149 to 784 and encodes 211 amino acids. The transcript has 8 exons. Gene Ontology annotation, cellular component: Golgi apparatus.